Messenger RNA from Eremomyces bilateralis CBS 781.70, 1464 nucleotides. Its product is annotated as MFS general substrate transporter. The transcript has 2 exons. The record is from RefSeq and is a predicted model, not a curated record. Lineage: Eukaryota; Fungi; Ascomycota; Dothideomycetes; Eremomycetales; Eremomycetaceae. Gene Ontology annotation, molecular function: transmembrane transporter activity. Gene Ontology annotation, biological process: transmembrane transport. Bases 1 to 1464 code for a protein of 487 amino acids.
AUGGCUACGAAACAGUUAGAAAUUCGAGUGACUGACAUAGUCGUACAGAUUUUUUGGAACGGAGAUGACGACAAAGACCAUCCUCUGAAUUGGAAACCUUCGCACAAAUGGCGCGCCGUCAUCGUCGUUUCUAGUGCCGUCUUCUCCACCUCAAUUGCAUCAGCAAUGGUGACGCCGAAUGUACCAGCCAUUGCAGAAACGCUGAGCAUCGACUCAAAAGAGAGAAUGCAAUUGAUUUACUCGGUUUUCGCACUCUCAUAUGCCGUUGGACCGUUGAUAUUCUGCCCCAUUUCCGAGCAGCUUGGAAGAUAUUGGACAAUCACCACCGCAAUGGUACUCUUCUCCCUCGGAAAUCUGGUCUGUGGGCUUUCCAGAUCUGCUACGCUGUUGAUAGCGGCUCGCUUCUUCAGUGGAAUGGGCGGAAACGGAGGACAAUCUGUCGCCAUAGCCGUGCUCAGCGAUACCUUCUCCUCCGACGACCGCAUGAAAGCCAUAUCGGUGUAUAGCACCUUCUCAAUUAGCGGGAUGGUGAUCGGUCCGAUAUUAGGUGCCAUUUGCAGCGAAAAGUUUCAUUGGAGAACGCUGUUCCAUGGCACGUCCGUUCUGAAUGGAAUUGCCCUCGUCAUCGUCGCGACCUUCCUUCCCGAGACCUACCCUCCAACAUUGCUUCGAAGAGAGGCCACAAAGAUCUCCAAAAUCAGAGGCGGACGUCCACCACGCACCCAAUACGACGUCGAGGAUUCCGAAGAUUUAAGGCGAACGAUGUGGCACUGUGCUCGCCGUUCGGUCAAGUUUCUCGUGACCCAGCCGAUCCUCCAAUUCAUAGCGGUAUACUACGGACUCGGGUUCGGAGUAUCUUUCAUCAUCUUCUCGGUCUUUCCAUCGAUCUGGACCGAGGCAUACGGUCAAACGCCCAUCAAAGGAUCUCUCAAUUUCAUAUGGCUAGGAGUUGGUUGCCUAAUCCCGGGUGCAUCGAUUGUGAGCGCGAUCGAGUCCGAACUAGCUUUGAGCAGGAUCGAGUCCGAAAGACGCCAUAUAUUAAAACCUGAGAAGGUCUUCGGUUACAUGUUUCCAGCCGCCGUCUUCCUUCCAUUAGGGCUCUUCUUGUUUGGGUAUUCGGUUCAAAACAAGUGGCACCCUGCCUAUGUCAACAUUGGUGCAGCAUUUGUCGGAUUCGCAAGUACCAUCAUCAGUUUUGCAAUUUUCAAAUAUCUCGGCGAUGCGUACCCACUGUAUGAGGCCAGUGCUAUCGCAGCAGUUCAAGUCAGUCGAGCAGUCACGUCGUGUACGUUCCCGGUCUUCUCCCGAAAACUAUUCGCGAUGAUGGGAUACGACGGCGGAACAGGUUUACUGGCCAGCAUUGCUCUCGUACUUGGUCUUGUAGGAACUUCGGUCCUCGUCGUAUUUGGCAAGCGGCUACGUCAGAAGACAUGGCGCAUUCCCUUACCAUGGACAAAGGGUUGA